AGGGGACUGUGCGCCCGCUUCCGGGCCUGGACGCCAUUUUCAGCGGUUGAGUUUUGGUAGUGCUGCUGGUGGUCUCGGACAAUGAGCUACGACUAUCAUCAGAGCUGGAGCCGCGACGGGGGCCCACGGGGCUCCGGCCAGGGCUCCGGCAGCAGCGGCGGAGGGAGCCGGGGCUCCGGCGGCGGCGGAGGAGGCCGCGGCGGCCGGGGCCGACAUCCCGGACACCUUAAGGGUCGCGAGAUCGGCCUGUGGUACGCCAAGAAGCAGACGCAGAAGAACAAGGAGGCUGAGAGGCAGGAGAGAGCUGUGGUGCACAUGGAUGAACGGCGAGAAGAGCAGAUUGUGCAGCUGCUAAAUUCAGUCCAAGCGAAGAGUGAUAAAGAUUCAGAAGCACAGAUAUCCUGGUUUGCUCCUGAGGAUCAUGGAUAUGGUACUGAAGUUUCUUCAGAGAAAAAAAUAAACUCAGAGAAGAAACUUGACAACCAGGAAAAGAAAUUGUUAAACCAAGAAAAAAAGACAUUUAGGACCACAGACAAAUCAUACAUUGACCGAGAUUCUGAAUAUUUAUUGCAAGAAAAUGAGCCAAACCUGGGCUUAGAUCAACAAUUAUUAGAAGAUUUACAAAAGAAAAAAACUGACCCUCGGUAUAUAGAGAUGCAGCGUUUCAGAAAAAAGCUGCCUUCAUAUGGAAUGCAAAAGGAGCUGGUUAAUUUAAUCAAUAAUCAUCAGGUGACAGUAAUAAGUGGUGAAACUGGUUGUGGCAAAACCACUCAGGUUACGCAGUUCAUCUUGGAUAACUACAUCGAAAGAGGAAAAGGGUCUGCCUGCAGAAUAGUUUGUACUCAACCAAGAAGAAUUAGUGCCAUUUCAGUUGCUGAGAGAGUGGCCGCAGAAAGGGCGGAGUCUUGUGGCAAUGGUAAUAGUACUGGAUACCAGAUUCGUCUCCAAAGUCGGUUGCCAAGGAAUCAAGGUUCUAUCUUAUACUGCACAACAGGAAUCAUUCUUCAGUGGCUCCAGUCAGACUCACGUUUGUCCAGUGUUAGUCAUAUUGUACUUGAUGAAAUUCAUGAAAGGAAUCUACAGUCAGAUGUUUUAAUGACUGUUAUUAAAGAUCUUCUCCCUUUUCGAUCUGAUCUCAAAGUAAUAUUGAUGAGUGCAACCUUGAAUGCUGAGAAAUUUUCAGAAUAUUUUGGUAACUGUCCAAUGAUACAUAUACCUGGGUUUACUUUUCCAGUUGUGGAAUAUCUUUUGGAAGAUAUCAUUGAAAAAAUAAGAUAUAUUCCAGAACAAAAAGAACAUAGAUCCCAGUUCAAGAGGGGUUUCAUGCAGGGUCAUGUAAAUAGACAAGAAAAAGAAGAAAAGGAGAACAUCUAUAAGGAACGCUGGCCAGCUUAUAUAAAGGAACUGCGGACAAGAUACUCUGCAAGCACCGUAGAUGUUUUGCAAAUGAUGGAUGAUGAUAAAGUUGAUCUGAAUUUGAUUGCUGCCCUUAUUCGAUACAUUGUUUUGGAAGAAGAGGAUGGUGCAAUAUUGGUCUUUCUACCAGGCUGGGACAAUAUCAGUACUUUGCAUGAUCUCUUGAUGUCACAAGUGAUGUUUAAAUCAGAUAAGUUUCUUAUUAUACCUUUACAUUCACUGAUGCCUACCGUAAACCAGACACAGGUAUUUAAAAAAACUCCUCCCGGUGUUCGGAAAAUAGUAAUUGCUACCAACAUUGCAGAGACUAGCAUCACCAUAGAUGAUGUGGUUUAUGUAAUAGAUGGAGGGAAAAUUAAAGAGACACACUUCGACACACAGAACAACAUCAGUACCAUGUCUGCUGAGUGGGUUAGUAAAGCUAAUGCCAAGCAGAGGAAAGGGAGAGCUGGAAGAGUUCAGCCUGGUCAUUGUUAUCAUCUGUAUAAUGGUCUUAGAGCAAGUCUUCUAGAUGACUACCAACUACCAGAAAUUUUGAGAACUCCUUUGGAAGAACUUUGUUUGCAAAUAAAGAUCUUGAGGCUGGGUGGAAUUGCUUAUUUUCUGAGUAGGUUAAUGGAUCCCCCAUCAAAUGAGGCAGUAGUGCUCUCCAUAAAACACCUAAUAGAACUGAGUGCUUUGGAUAAGCAAGAAGAGUUGACACCACUUGGCGUCCAUUUAGCCCGACUGCCUGUUGAGCCACAUAUUGGAAAAAUGAUUCUCUUUGGAGCUUUGUUCUGUUGCUUAGACCCAGUCCUCACCAUUGCUGCCAGUCUCAGCUUUAAAGAUCCCUUUGUCAUUCCAUUGGGAAAAGAAAAGAUUGCAGAUGCAAGAAGAAAGGAACUGGCAAGGGAAACUAGAAGUGAUCACCUGACAGUCGUGAAUGCAUUUGAGGGCUGGGAAGAAGCCAAACGGCGUGGUUUCCGAUAUGAAAAAGACUACUGCUGGGAAUAUUUUCUGUCCUCAAACACAUUACAGAUGCUGCAUAACAUGAAGGGACAGUUUGCUGAGCAUCUUCUUGGAGCUGGGUUUGUAAGCAGUAGAAGUCCCAAAGACCCAAAAGCCAAUAUAAAUUCAGAUAAUGAGAAGAUAAUUAAAGCUGUCAUCUGUGCCGGUUUAUAUCCCAAAGUUGCUAAAAUCCGACUAAAUUUGGGUAAAAAAAGGAAAAUGGUGAAAGUUCACACAAAAUCUGAUGGUCUGGUUUCUAUUCAUCCCAAGUCUGUCAAUGUGGAGCAGACAGACUUCCACUACAACUGGCUUAUCUAUCACCUGAAGAUGAGGACAAGCAGUAUAUACCUGUACGACUGUACGGAAGUUUCACCAUACUGCCUCUUGUUCUUUGGAGGAGAUAUUUCCAUCCAGAAAGACAAGGAUCAGGAAAUUAUUGCUGUAGAUGAAUGGAUUGUGUUUCAGUCUCCAGAAAGAAUUGCCCAUCUUGUUAAGGGACUAAGAAAGGAACUGGAUAGCCUCCUACAAGAGAAGAUCGAAUGCCCUCAUCCUGUGGACUGGAACGACACUAAGUCCAGAGACUGUGCAGUACUGUCAGCUAUUCUAGACUUGAUCAAAACACAAGAAAAGGCUACUCCAAGGAACCUGCCCCCACGAUCACAGGACGGAUAUUACAGCUGACAGCUUUCUGUGGUGGCCUAAACCUAUCCUGGUGUCCAUAAUUCCCAUUUUUCUUCUUCUUUUUUUUUUUUUUUUAGUUUUUGGCAAAAUGCCAAGCCCUGGGUUAUGACUUGCUUUUGUGUGUAAGUUAGAAACUUUCAUUGGGUAGUAAAGAGUUAAUGUGCAUGAUUAAACAGUGCCAUCUAGCUACUAUGAAGACAUUGGAAAAGCAGUAUGCUUUCUGACCUUAUCCUCUGUUGUAGAUAUGUCCACACUUUGGGAGAAUUCCCAAAGUUUUAACAUUGAGAAAUUCCUUUAUGCUAUUAUGCAAAAUUAAUUUUCUGUCCAUAAUGACUGUCUAGACAAUAAAAAUAGAAAGUUGGGCCAAAAAGCAGUAUGACAUAAGAAUUUGAAUACAACCACAUUUUUUAAAAAUGAACUUCUAUUAUAAGUAAAUUUGUUGUAAUAAAGCCCAAUAUUUAAUAAAAUGUACAAUGUAUAAAUCUCAGCUAGCUUCUUGGUUUGGUUUCUAGAGUUCUACCUAUCACUUGGCUCACUUGAUUGCUUUAUUUGUUUGCUUUUGUUUUUUAACUUUUUAAAAGGUUCUUAUGUUACCUACCAUCCUGCUCUGUGUAGCACAAUGUAGCAACUGAGCACGUGUCUGGAUGUGAUGCUGGAGGUCCUGUCUCAGCUCAGCCCCUUUUCCUAAUCUCAAAGACAGGUAAAGAUUGUGAGGACUACAUAUGGAAAUAUGUAGAGGGCCACAGACUAGUGUCUGAUACAUAUGGUCCUCACACAGUGCUUGUUUCUAUUUGUCCAUGAAAUGUUUUUUAGCCUUUAGUAAUCAAUUUCACCAUUUUAUUUUUUGUACUAAGACCUUGGAGAUGGUUGAGCCCAGGGCCUCACACACUAGACUGUUGCAUUCCUGAGCCCCAUCCUAGCCCUGCAAAGCACCAUUGUUAUGCCUCUGUACGCUCUUAGUGGGGUGUGACAAAACAAGGCUGCUUUCAGGCUUGUUAAAGCUAGUGUUUUUUCUUACUGCUGCUUUCGGCUUGUUAAAGCUAGUGUUUUUUCUUACUUUUGGACUCCCUUCUUGUUUUCCUGUUGUAGUCCCUACCUCUAGCUUGAAGAUGUUGCUUUUGUCCUAUCCAAGAGCCAGUGAUUGUUCUGAGAUGAUCAGGUUUGGUCUUAUUUCCCUAGUAAGUUGUGAGAUGACCAGGACAUAUGCAUAGUACUGCCAUGGAUUUGCUGCUGAUGCUAGUUCAGGUACUGCUACCAUGUCUGAGUAUAUGUCACCUGGCAUUGUAUACAGAGAUUUGAAUGUACUGUGUCCUUAGUUUAUUCUUUUGGAUUGUCUCACCAAGAUUGUUGCUCCCUGGUCAUAGUGGUGUUGUCACGGUUUUAUAGCGUAUUAGUUUUGCCCCUAAAGUCAAGGUAUGUUUGCAAGCAAGUAUUUAGACUCCACAGCAAAUGCAAACUUGUUGUCAGAAUUGUUUUUACAGAUAAGCAGUACACAAAAAUAAGUGGUGCCCUGGCAGCGUCUGCAGCUGUCUCUGACAGAGCUAAGCAGGAUAGAGGGUGGAUUGCCGGUGCUCUGAAGGUUCAGCUUCUUGUUCAUAGAUUACGACUGCCCCAGAAUGACUUGUUCUGUAGUGCUCUUAGAAGAGGUCAUUAAGAAGGAAAAGCUGUCUUACGUCACUCUGUACAGCAAGAACAAACUGGAAAAAAACACUGUAACAGAAACUUAUGAGUAAAAAUGAAAUAUACUUCUGCAUAAUGUUUUUAGAGCAUUAAGUACAUGAAUAUGGUACCUUCCUAUUAAUUGACCUGGAAAAAACUGUAAUAAUUUUAAGUCAAUUAAUUGCAAAGUGUAUUUUGCUGCAUUUGUAAAACAAAGUAUAUUUUUAAAUUAUUUCAGUAUCUGCACCAAGACUAAGUAAAUGAUGGCAUAUUUCCUCCCAUUUUCAACACUGAUGUUAUAUUUAUUCUUAAGUAACUGUAAUUAUGUUUUUUAUCUAUAUAUUUGUAAUAUAUCCUAUAUGUUAAACAGCAUUUUUAUUCUGAUUUUUUAAAAAACAUCUUCAUUGAAGAAUAUUCAAAAAUGUAUCCAGGAAGGUAAAUCAUGUUACCAUUGUUAGUUUUUUAUAUUCUUCCAUACCAGUUUUAAAGCUUUAAGGUAUUGUGUAUAAUUAACCAAUUUAAGAGUAUAAUUUCACUGUAUUUUGUCUACUAUAUGAAAUUGUGUAGCUAGCACCACAGUCUUGAUGUAGAACAUUCCCAUCAACCUAAGAUGUUCUUUUGUUGCUUUUACAGGUAACAUGCCCUUCCCUGCUUCUACCCUCUGGUGCCCAGGGAGCAGAUUUUCGUCAAUAGUUUUGCCUUUUCUAGUUUUUCUGGAAAUGGAUUCGUACAGUCCAUGUGUCCAACCUCUUUCACUUAAUAUAAGCAUCGAGAUAACUCAUGCUUACUGUACAUAUUAGUAAUUUUUAUUGUUUAGUAUUUUAUGGUUAUAUUAUUGUAUCCAUUUCCCCCUUGGUGGGCUUUCAUGUAUCUUCAGCGUUUUUGCUGUUAAUGAAUAAAGCUGCUCUAAAUGUG
This is a messenger RNA of Apodemus sylvaticus (European woodmouse), 5658 nucleotides long. RefSeq names its product DEAH-box helicase 36 (gene Dhx36). Gene Ontology annotation, cellular component: nucleus; intracellular anatomical structure; cytoplasm. The transcript is spliced from 25 exons. Gene Ontology annotation, molecular function: G-quadruplex RNA binding; ATP binding; DNA helicase activity. Lineage: Eukaryota; Metazoa; Chordata; Mammalia; Rodentia; Muridae. The record is from RefSeq and is a predicted model, not a curated record. The coding region runs from base 82 to 3084 and encodes 1000 amino acids.